Messenger RNA from Hibiscus syriacus, 700 nucleotides. RefSeq names its product acyl carrier protein 2, mitochondrial-like. Gene Ontology annotation, biological process: fatty acid biosynthetic process. The record is from RefSeq and is a predicted model, not a curated record. Gene Ontology annotation, cellular component: mitochondrion. Gene Ontology annotation, molecular function: acyl binding; acyl carrier activity. Lineage: Eukaryota; Viridiplantae; Streptophyta; Magnoliopsida; Malvales; Malvaceae. The coding region runs from base 99 to 473 and encodes 124 amino acids. The transcript has 2 exons.
CUCAUUUCUCAUAGUUUGGGCUUUGAGAAUGGAAAAAAAAAGGUUUAUUCAGAGUUUCCAGCAGAGAGAAGAGAAAGGGGAGGGGAUUAUCUUCUGAAAUGGCGGCGGUAAGAGGAGCUUUGCUUAAGCACCUGAGGGUGAACGCAACGUCCUUGUCCCUGCUCCGUAACCCAAAUCCUACCCGUAACGGCCUCUUCGCUCUCACCUUCAACGCCAUACGGCGCGGUUUCUCCGAUGAGGUCAUGGGCUCUUUCCUCUGUGUGGUCAAAAACUUUCAGAAAGUUGAUCCUUCCAAGGUUAGCCCAACUGCCCAUUUUCACAAGGAUCUUGGGUUAGAUAGUUUGGACACUGUGGAGGUUGUGAUGGCCCUGGAAGAAGAAUUUGGGUUUGAGAUACCUGAUAACGAGGCAGACAAGAUCAGUUCAAUCAAUCAUGCUGUUGAGUUCAUUGCUUCUCACCCUCAGGCAAAGUAGAGGUGAAAUUAUGAAAUUCUACUCUCUCUUUAUUUUCAUUUUGUUCUCAUUAGACUUGAAACUGCAUUGGGUAAUUCCCUAAUCUCCCCUCCCAGACAAAUGCCUGUAGUGCCCUUUGAUACCGAGUGCUUGUAUUGAGGAGGAUUGUUUUUUAUAUUUACUGCUUCAAUGCUGCUGUUCCAAUUCAUAAAAUGUUUCAGCUUUUUAGUGAGAAGCUAUUUCAUUUA